UUGCCUUAGUAGAACACUCACUAACAGCAGUAGAUAGCAGAGAAGAUCAUAUGUUCCGUUCAAGUUGGUGUUACCACCUUGGUCUGGAAUGUGUUGCUUUGCUUCCAGUGAAUCUCUCCCAAGCUCACCAUGACAUUCGAACUGCUCUGCAGUUGAACUUUUAACUUGAAGCUCUUUAUGCAGCACGCAACUGAGUCCUGCGGAUUGUUUUUCUCCUGACUCUGACCGUCUGUGGUUCCUUCGGAGCGCUCUGUUGCAGUUGCUUUUUAACCAUCGUAGAUUUAAAUAUGGAAUUCCAAAGCAGGGGGCAUUCCUAUCCCAUUCCAGAGGACGAAGAAAUCUCGGCCGCUCAUCAGGAUGUGUACAAUGACCGUGGAAAUGAAGGCGAGAGAGUGGUGUCAAAAUUGCAACGUAGGCACAGUGACGUAAAAGUAUACAAAGAAAUAUGUGACUUUUAUGCAAGAUUCAACAUGGCCAAUGCUCUCGCAAAUGCCAUGUGUGAGCGCUGCCGAGGAGGCUUUGCACCCGCGGAGAAGAUUGUGAAUAGCAACGGCGAGCUGUACCAUGAGCAGUGUUUUGUGUGUGCCCAGUGCUUCCAGCAGUUCCCAGAAGGACUUUUUUAUGAGUUUGAAGGAAGGAAGUAUUGUGAACAUGACUUUCAGAUGCUUUUUGCUCCUUGCUGUCAUCAAUGUGGGGAGUUCAUUAUUGGCCGUGUUAUUAAAGCUAUGAACAAUAGCUGGCAUCCAGAAUGCUUCUGCUGUGAUAUCUGCCAACAGGUACUGGCAGACAUUGGAUUUGUGAAGAAUGCUGGCAGGCACCUUUGCCGUCCUUGUCAUAACCGGGAGAAAGCUAGAGGCCUUGGCAAAUACAUUUGCCAAAAGUGCCACGCCAUCAUUGACGAACAACCUCUCAUCUUCAAGAAUGACCCUUACCAUCCUGAUCACUUCAAUUGUGCCAACUGCGGGAAGGAACUUACUGCUGAAGCUCGAGAACUGAAAGGGGAGCUGUACUGCUUGCCUUGCCAUGACAAAAUGGGAGUCCCCAUCUGUGGAGCAUGCAGGAGGCCAAUUGAAGGACGUGUGGUGAAUGCCAUGGGCAAACAGUGGCACGUAGAGCAUUUUGUUUGCGCAAAGUGUGAGAAACCAUUCCUAGGCCACCGCCACUAUGAGAGGAAAGGACUGGCGUAUUGUGAAACCCAUUACAAUCAGCUGUUUGGUGACGUUUGCUUCCACUGUAAUCGUGUGAUUGAAGGAGAUGUUGUGUCCGCCUUGAAUAAGGCAUGGUGUGUGAACUGCUUUGCAUGUUCUACUUGCAACACUAAGUUAACACUCAAAAACAAGUUUGUAGAAUUUGAUAUGAAGCCUGUCUGUAAGAAGUGCUAUGAGAAGUUUCCGCUGGAGCUGAAGAAGAGACUGAAGAAAUUGGCUGAGACUUUGGGAAGGAAGUGAGACCCUCUGCUUCAAAUCUCACUGUGCAUAAUUUAGCAAAUGUUAUUGAUACUACAGACUUUCUUUUGUUGAGUCUAUGAAACUUAAGCAAAAAAAAUAAGUAUUCUCUGCAUGACUAGCUUCAUACUAGAAUGUUUGCCUCACCACCUUGAAAAUAUACCUCUCAAACCCUUGACAUCUUAUGUAACCUUAUAUUCAACCAUUUAAAUUCUGUAUUUUAUACUUGCAUACAUUUGUAGAUAUAUACAUUGUAUUUGCUUAGUCACUGUCAGAUGAAAAAUGGGUCCUUAUAUUGCAGUAGGGUCAAUUUGAAUGGAUGUUGGUGCUAAGUAGCCUAAUUGGGCAUGAUCCAGCAGAUUCCCUUGCCAAAUAGACCAAAGCUCAGCCUUACUAGGGUUAGGCUGAAAAUCCAUCCCACAUUGUUUCCCAUUCUCAUUCAGUUUGAUAGAAAAGGAACUGCUUUCCAAGAAAAUUCGAAGGAAAAGAAAAUUUAGGAAAAAUUCUCAUGGGUUGGGGUUGGGUUGCUUUGUGCUUUCCGCAUUUCAAUUAAGGGACAGGGGAAGACAUCAAGAAAUAAUACCUCCCUUAUAGCUUUUCCAGAUGAGGAAGUGCAGGCAGCCUGGGAGGCUGCAGGGCAAUGGAAAGUUAUGUAAUAGAAAGGAAAAACACACACACUAUACCCUCAGCCAGCUCACAGUGAUUAGUUAAGGUCAAAAACAUCACAAAAAUAAAUUAUAAUGAAAAUGAGACAGAAAAAUGGAAGCCUCCUUCAUGGGGGAAGAAAACUUGCAAGAAUUUGGAAGACAGAUUUAAGCACAGCACUAUCUGCACCUCGACACAACACUUCCCCUACCCCCACCCCACAUCUGCAUAGCAGUGGAUGCAAAAUAAGGGCCAGCCUGCAAACACAGUUGGUGCUGUUGCCAUUUGUUUCUACCCAUGAGAAACCUUUGAGAAUUUCUCCUCCCUCUGGAGAAAUUCAGUGAAGUUGUGUGUGUCCCUUCCCCGUUUACAAAUGGGGAGAAGAAUUUCAAAAGGCCAUCAGUGUAAAUCUCUAGUUUAAACUAAACUCCAGCAUAAUUUGUCUGCCGGGUGGAGAUUGCUGGAGCAAAACAAGAGAAGAA
This is a messenger RNA of Elgaria multicarinata webbii, 2572 nucleotides long. RefSeq names its product LIM zinc finger domain containing 1 (gene LIMS1). The transcript has 10 exons. Gene Ontology annotation, biological process: positive regulation of integrin-mediated signaling pathway; positive regulation of substrate adhesion-dependent cell spreading; cell-cell junction organization. NCBI's taxonomy places the organism in Eukaryota, Metazoa, Chordata, Lepidosauria, Squamata, Anguidae. Gene Ontology annotation, cellular component: focal adhesion; cytoplasm; cell-cell junction. The record is from RefSeq and is a predicted model, not a curated record. The coding region runs from base 288 to 1448 and encodes 386 amino acids.